UUUCUCUGCAUCUAAUCUACUCCUCUCCUCAACUUCUUCUGCAACAAAGAAAAAAAAACUCACAUUUUGUUUGUCCAAGUGUAAAAGAGAGAUCAGAUGGCAUCCACUUCAAUGGCAGUUCAAAUGGCAAUGCCAUUAACAUCUGCAAGCCAGAAGAAAAUACCAGCAACAAAAACAUUCUUCAACCCAUUACCAUUGAAGUCGUCCAAGUCUAUCGUUGUCGCACAGAAAUCAAGCUCUGUGAGAGUUCAGGCAUCACUUAAGGAGAAAGCUAUUGCAGGAUUGACUGCUGCAACUCUUACAGCUACAAUGGUUAUCCCUGAAGUUGCUGAAGCAGCUGGUUCUGAUCUUUCUCCUUCUCUUCAGAAUUUCUUGUACAGUAUCAUUGCUGGUGGAACCGUUCUUACUGCAAUCCUUGGUGCUGUCAUCGGUGUCUCCAACUUCGACCCUGUUAAACGUGCCUGAAAAACAAAAUUCGCAAUUUCGAAGUAUAUGAUGCAGUUAUUUAGCUACCAUUUCUCUGUAUUUCCAUUCUCUCUUUAAUGUUUUCUUACCUGUAAUUUGAUCUGAAGAUAUGAAAUCAGAGAUUCGGUUUCCACAAUCCA
Molecule: messenger RNA, 605 nt
Organism: Papaver somniferum (opium poppy)
Lineage: Eukaryota; Viridiplantae; Streptophyta; Magnoliopsida; Ranunculales; Papaveraceae
Exons: 1
Coding region: 97-465 (122 amino acids)
Biological process (GO): photosynthesis
Cellular component (GO): membrane; photosystem II
Source: RefSeq, a predicted model, not a curated record